Messenger RNA from Vespula pensylvanica (western yellowjacket), 396 nucleotides. Its product is annotated as basic proline-rich protein-like. NCBI's taxonomy places the organism in Eukaryota, Metazoa, Arthropoda, Insecta, Hymenoptera, Vespidae. The transcript has a single exon. The record is from RefSeq and is a predicted model, not a curated record. The annotation marks the transcript as partial.
GAAAGGCCGGCCACGACACCCCCGGUCCGCGGAAGGGCCGGCCACGCCGGGCCACGCCACCCCCGGGCCACGGAAAGGCCUUCUACGCUACCCCCGGGCCCCGAAGAGGCCGGCCUCGCCGGGCCACGCCAACCCCGGGCCCUGGAUAGGCCGGCCUCGCCGGGCCACGCAACCCCCAGACCACAGAACGGCCUACCACGUCACCCCCCGGCCGCGGAAAGGCCGGCCACGCCACCCCCGGGCACCGGAGAGGCUGGCCACGCCAGGCCACGUCACCCCCGGCCCCCAGAAAGACCGUCCACACAACCCCCUGGCCCCGGAGAGGCCGGCCACGCCUGGCCACGCCUCCCGCGGGCCCCGGAAUGGCCUACCACGCCACCACCGGGACCCGCAAAG